Molecule: messenger RNA, 7718 nt
Organism: Scylla paramamosain (green mud crab)
Lineage: Eukaryota; Metazoa; Arthropoda; Malacostraca; Decapoda; Portunidae
Product: CDK5 and ABL1 enzyme substrate 2-like
Exons: 10
Coding region: 369-2072 (567 amino acids)
Biological process (GO): regulation of cell cycle
Source: RefSeq, a predicted model, not a curated record
GCUAGGUAGCCUUCGCGGUGGAUACUUCAACCAUAAAACUCGCUGGUUUCCAAACAUUAUCAUCAUCUUACUGCCUUCCCUCCUACAGAAAUGUUUGUACCGAAUGUGAGGUUCAGUCUUCAUAUACUAAGAUAAUUUACCCUUCCUGUCACAUAUUUUACUAAACAUGAAGGUUAAGAUUAAGUAAUAUUAUUGUGGCAGUUAGUUUAAUUGUUCGCUAAAAUAUGUUCCGUUGUAUUUAAUCUUGCCGCGUGUGUACGUGCGUCCGUGUGUUUGUUUAUCAGAGUGUGUGUGUGUGUGUGUCUGUGUGUCAGCUGGGAGAGCAGAGGUGGCUCGGUCCGCCGCUCUCACACCAACUCAGCGAAAAGAUGGCGACGGUCAUGCAGCGGCAGAGGUCCCGCAGACGACUGGCCGCUCUCACCUUCCUCUCAAACAUUUCCCUGGACGGCACGCACCGCGACACCCGCCUGUCGCAAUACGGCGGCGGGGGAUUCCUGGGCAAAGUGCUGGACGUCCGAAAUGAUGUGCAGUCGGACAGAAACAAGGAGAACCAGGCCGUGGUGGGGGGCCAGCCGAGCAUCCCAGCGGUAGCAGCCAAGCAAGUGCCAGGAGUGCCACCGUGCCAGUCCGAUGGUCAGAUUUCCGUCAGGGACUCCAGUGACGGCAGCGGCACCGAAAAGCCUCAUGGGAUACAAUUUAGGGACAGAACCAACACAAAUAAUUCUGAAGGAGGUGACCGUUCUGGGAUUCAGCGAAAGCGCCCCACUCAACACCACCUUCAUCACCACCCCCACCUGGUGGAGAAGGCUCCGUGCUUUAGCAGCAGUGAGAGCCUUGGUGGUCCUCUGCCCAAUAUUGGUGGUGGACGCACCAGAAAGCUGUCAAGUAAUGUGUCUGACUCCUCGGGACCACCAAACAAGGGGGUGAAAUUCUUCAAGACAGGACAUGACCACCACCCUCGUGAUGACAGGAUUGUUCUGCUUUCAACACACAGAAUUCCUUUCUAUAUUUUUUCAUCUCUGCCGUAUAACAAACCGAAGCUUGGAGGCCGUGGUGACCACCACUAUGGGCGUGGGGAAAGUGGCCGUCGGCGCCAUGCAUCAGGCAACAGGACGCUCUCCACCAUCAGUGACAGUGGCGACCCUUCACACAUUCUGGGUUAUGAUCGCAAUGAUGAGUUUCUGCAGGAAAGGUCAUAUUGUGAACUCCUGGUGCCAUCUCGGAGUUUCUUUUGCAAGCCUCGGAGGCAACAGUCAGAGCACAAUGAUCUGUGUGACAUGAAUGAGCGCUGCAUGCACCCUGGUGUGGCUCGCUGCUUCAGCUAUGAACCCGCCACACACAAGGCCACAGCUCACUACGUCCCUCAUCCCCAGCAUGGGCACCUGGAAAAAGGUGUGUGUGGCACUUCAGGCCAUUCCGGGACUUUGACCUUAUUGAGAGCGUUAGAGGCGGGGGAGCACAUGAUCAGAAAGGGCAGCAGUGGUGGUGGUGAGAUUGAGGAGUGGCGACUACUGGGCACAUUGACAGGCAGCAGCCACCAAUACCUACCAAAUAUGCUGGAUGAUCCUGAGCUCCGUGCUGGAAAGCACCGCAAGUUGCUUCGCUUUCCUUCCUAUAUGACAUCAGUAAUGGAUUACACCAAACCCUCAGAAUUGAAAAAGGAAUUGAAUGAUAAAUUCCGCAGCAAAUUCCCUCACAUCCAGCUGACCUUGAGCAAACUUCGCAGCUUGAAACGAGAGAUGCUGAAGAUUGCUCGGCAGGAGUGUGACAUAGACUUGCUGACAGUGGCUCAAGCUUAUGUUUACUUUGAGCGCCUCAUUCUGAAAGCCAUUGUCAACAAACAGAACAGAAAACUUAUUGCUGGAGCUUGUCUCAUCCUCUCAGCCAAGAUGAAUGAUGUCAAGGGGGAAGUUCUCAGUAAUUUGAUAGAGAAAACAGAGAACACAUUUCGCCUCAAUAGGCGUGACUUGACUCAUUGGGAGUUUGCUGCCUUGGUUGCCUUAGAGUUUGGACUUCACCUGCCAACAUGGCAAGUGAAUCCACAUUAUCAACGGCUCCUGUUUGAGUCUUGACGAAAGCAUGGGACUGGAAAUUCAGCGUUCAACGUUUGAAGCAGUUGUUGUUGAGGUAGAUACAACAGAGAAGGUUUGGUCACAAGCCAUGAUCUCAAGUAUAGAUGGGAUGUUGUCUCGGAUAUCAUUUGCUUCCAUUUGAGUGUGGUUUCAAACAGUUUUAAUAAGAAACACUGGGAGAUUGUCUUCAUCUUCAUUUCAUUCAGCUUCUCAAUGGAAAGUUUGAAAUCCUUACAAUGUUGGAAAAGUAAAUGCCAUUUUGAGUGCAUCUCGUGUAGUUCCUUUCUUCAUCAAUUGAGGCAAUCACAGAUGUUAUAUCUUCCAUUUUAAUUUAUUAACAUAUAUAUAACCAUAAUUUUCAUAUAUGGAGCCUUCGCUAUAUAUGUGGUGAGAAGAUAAACUGAUAAGGAUUUUUAUAUCUCACUCAUUGUCUUUAAAAGGUUCAUACAGACGAGAUUUGCAUCACUUUGUAUACAUUGUCAUUGUCAUUCAGUCAUCAAAGUUGAUGAGUUUUUUAUAUGGAGAAGACUUAAGGAAUUACAGUGUAACAGUUUUGUUUGUUGGAGCAUAUGUUUCAGCAGCAUACUUAUACCUUUAUCUCAGCAGCAAGAACAAGAAGCAAACUGAUUGGUUGCUGACUUUGUGUUGUAUGGUCAUCAUAUAUUGUUAUGAUUAUAUGUAAAUAUUGCUUGUAUUUGUGCUCUGUGUUGAUUCCCCAUAUUUGUUAAAAAGGCAUUUAUACAGUGAAUAGAUAUCUUUAUAAAAACCUUUCUUCCUUGCAGUAGCUUUUAAUUGGUAACUCUCUGCAGUGUCUUUGCAUUACCAGGCUUGAAGUCUGCAUCCAGGGUCUUUGGGAAAAUCAAUAAGGCACACAAUUAUUAUGAAUUCAGCUGGUUAUAGGGAACAGAUAUGUGAUGUUUCAUGUGUUGAAGAGGGAAGUGUGACCUCAGUAGGAUUACAGUUUUUGACAGAAGACUGAUUAGCAGUAUGGUUUGACAAUGGUACAAAGAAUGACUAUGCUACUAAUACUUUGUACAUGUUAAAUUUGGUAAUUAUGUUGCUGUAGAAAUGCUGAUAUGAUGUUCAUACAAUACUGAAGUGUAAUGGGAGGAGGAGUAAGUGCUCACAACCCACAACCUUUGAUGCUUUGAGACUAUUGUAUCUAUCAGUCCCCAGCAAUGAAUCAGGCUACAGUGGCUUGAUUUUACAUAACAUCUUUAUGCAUAAUUUUUCAUUGUACUUAUGACAUAUUUGUUGUUUUGAAUAGCAUCUGGGACUAAUGUAUUUGUUUACCCUUGAAGUUAUUUAGAAAAGAAAAAAUCCCAACUCCCUUUACCUCAAUCUUGCCAAUCUUGACCUCAUUCAUGGGAAAUAUAGUACUUAACUUUCUCCACUCCAAUAUUUUAUUAUUAUUAUUUAUUUAUUUGUUUUAAUGAAGUGGCCACAAAAUAAUAUCCACCAGUUCUUCCUCUAUAAUCUUGCCCUUCAUGCAUAUUACAGUUACUUCAAACUCACUGGUGGUUUCCUGAUGCACCAGCUCCUUCAUUAUUUGUACUUUAUGCAUUUGUUACCUCACUGUCAUGUGCUUGAGUACAUUAAUUCAAAAGUGACAUCUUCCAGGGCAUGAAAUGUCCCAUGCAUAGAAUACCCUGUAGAGUUAAAAAAAUGUUAAUUCUAAGCAAGAGAACCUUGUUUGUCAGACUUUACUGUUUAUUCUUGGCAGAUGAAGGCUAGUAUGUAUAGUAGUUGUCAAUUAUCCCCAGAACAAUCAGUGUUUCACCUUAUGACUUGAAUACCUCUUCCUGAUCUUCUUCAGGGAUUACAGAAUUUCUUGAUGUAUUAAAUUGAAUUCAUAAACUAAAGUAAGUUGAAAAUUCAUGUUGCUCAUUUGUUGUGCAUCUGUGUGCUAUUGUCUGCUUGUGGUUCUGUGCUUGCAUGUGCUGGCUUUAAGUUAUUGGUUGGGUUGUGAAGUUCCAAUGAAGAACAUUCAUUGAACACCUCUAAGUUGUCUCCCAGCUUGCACUUUUCCACUAUUUGUUUAUAAAGUGACAUUUUAGUUCCUUCAAACAUUGUUCGUUUUAGAAUCUCUCUUUGAAGAAGUUUCCCCUACAAAAAGAGUACUCAGUCCAUGGUCUUGAUGUUGCUGUCAUCCUGCAAUCUUCUUAAAUAAUAAGUGUGAAACAAGAUGAUGAUAGGAACUUCUUUCCCAAAAUUUAUAUUUUCAUAAUUCAAUGUACUUCUCAUGUGAUUUCUCUACCUUUGCCAACUCCCUCAAUAUGUAGUGUUUCUGGAGAUAUUGAGUGAGAGGUAGCAGGAAUGCAUCUUACCUUGGAUAGAGUACUGGACUGACUUAUGAAAACAAAGGGUGAACCAAUUUAGCCUGAAAAUUUUUUAUACUACAAAAUUAAUUAACCUUUUCUUGACAUUAGAUUGAGAGAUGGUGUGCUUUUCUAAAACUUUGCUUCUCAUUGAAUUUACAAGUGCAAGAUUUUUCUGUAAAGCAUGGAUAACUUGAUUGUUGGUUGUGAAGGAUGGACAGAAAGUAGAAAAUUUUAUAUUUGUUAUUAAGGAUGAAAGUAUUAUCUCAUGCUAUGAGCAUUUAUAUGAAGUAAAUCAAAUAUUAAUGUGAAAAUUGAUGCCUUCAAGCAAUACAAAUAUUAUAGUUGUCUUGUGAUUCUGCUUAUAUAAAACAAAAGGUUAUUCUUUUUUGGAUAUCCUCAAUUGGAUUGAAGUUAGGGCUGUUACCUGGCUAGUCCUUUAUGGAAGAUAUCCAGCAUUCAUGAAGUCAGGUGAUGGUAAACUUGGUUAUAUGGACAGGUGCACCGUUCUGCUGGAACAGUCUGUUAUGUAUGAGCUUGUGCAAGAUCUCAGGCAGGUAAUUACUAGGGAGCUCUAGGUAAACAAUGAUUCCUGUUUAGAUUUCUAGGAAGCACAAGUAUGCCUAAACUCUUAACAGUAAAGGCAAGACCAUGAGUGAAUUGGGAUGUUUUACGGUGCUCUUCAUGUAUAUCAGACCAUAGCUACUGGCAGAUUUUAUAACAUACCUUACUGUUGCCCUCCUAAGGAGCUUACUGGUAAAGCCAUUGCUCAAAUCAUUGCAUUAAAGGAUACAGCUCACCAAACUAAGGAAAUAAAUUAUUUGGUGAGAAUGGCAAAGUCAAUUGUGUGAAAAUUGUGUGCGUCAUUCAGAAGGGGGGAAAAAAAAGGCAAAGCAAGGUUUGAUCAUCCCAGGAAGACAGACCUCUCUGAAAUGUGUUAACAUUGUGAAGCACACUGUGACAUGAGGAUUAGUCUCCACAGCACACUAAAUUAAGAACCUUGGCCACAUGAAGGGUCUGCAAUGUGUUGCUUAUCACUUCAUGUAUGUGAUGAUAUUGACAAUGAAGGUCAACAAAUUAGUUGGAUCUCAUUGAAGAUACCAGGCUGUUAAUGCUGAGUGAAACAAGCAACUAGAUAAGGAUUUUAAGUUUGUUGUAAUUUCACUCAUGACAAGGAACUUCAUAUGGAAAAAUUAUUUCAUGUGUUCAAGUGGAUAUGUAUGUACUGUACUUAAGAAAGUGAGCUUUCAGUAUGCAUUUCCUAAAAUAUGUGACUGUUAAGAUUUCCAGUGAAGUAAAAGAGAUCCCAGCUGGAAUUUCCAUUGUACAUGGUGAGCAGGAAUUAAGUCGUUCAUAAAAGUCACACCAGGAAGCUGAAGUUCCUAGUAUGAUAGAACAGUUCUUCAAUCUGGCUUAUUAUAUAAUAGUUGUCAUUGAAAACCUUCAAUAGAAUUGCUAAGGAUAUGUUGAAGGUGGCAGUGUGUGGAGGAAGUCACUGCCUGGGACACAGACCCAAACACUUGACUCAUGGGUUUGUCGAGUGCAUAUUAUUACUUUUCAUGUAGCUUUAAUUCCUCUUAUAUUAUAGGCACUUCAUAGAAGUUUUUGUGCAACAUUUGUGUCUUAUUCCUAAAGGAACUUGCAUCUAGUCUAAUGAGUUUCACUGGUGAUGGCAUAGUACAACUACUACUGAUUAGCUCUGGAAGAUAUGCAUAACUUUGUAUAUUGUAAAAAAUAUAUAUUUUCUUUACUGAAGAGAGAUAUGAUAAUUUUUGUGUUUUGUUGAUUGGCAAGGCCUUCUUAUAUUGUUAGUGUAUAUUAGCUGUCGUUGUUGACAUGUGGGCCCAGGGUGGAGUCAAAUCCAAGUGCAGGUUCCUCAGUUGUCACUGCAUAAGACACAUCUACUGUGUGCAAUCUUCACUGGAUGCUAUUUGAAGAUACAGAAGGUAUGGCAAUGCAAAACUUGUAAAAGACUUUGAGGGGAAAAAAAUAUACAGAAAGUUUUAGUCACCUGAGAAGACUUUAGAUUGUAAGUACAGCCAUAUUAUAAAAAUACAAUUACUAACAAUGAAUCACCAGGACUGAUGACAUGUGCAUUCAUUGUAAAUGUCAGUAAAACCAGAAUAAUGACGCUUUGUAAGUUAUAUGUUGCCACACCUUACAUGUGUAGUGUAUAUCCCCUAUUGUAAAGCAUCCUUACAUGCAGUGUUAGAGAACAAAUGUGCUUUGUUUAGGUUAUAUGAUAUUUAUAGUGUGUAAUGUAGGACUGCAUUACUGUGCUCUUAUAAAGGAUAACUUUUAUAGAUUAUUACUCAAGUGUAGUAUAUGAAUAGAACUUAAUCUUUGCAGUAUUAUAACACUGCACAAAGCAUACAAUCUAUUUCUGUGGGUGUGUGAGAGUACUUGUUUGGUGGUAGGAUACUGUACUAUGAUGCCUGGUGUAGGAUGGUUGUCAAGGGAUCCAACACUCGGGGGAACAAAGGGACUGGGCUUGGGAUCUAGGUAUCUAUGAUGAAGAGUAGGAUUAAGACAAAAAAGUGAGAAUUACUAUUAGAUGAAAGUUUCUUACAUAAACUUUAUGAACUCCAUAGUAAAGUUACAUUUUAAAACCUUUUUUGUAUUUUUGUUUUCUAUUUUUACUCUAAUAUAGUCUAGAAUGGGCUUAGUUGUACUGGUGAUGCAUUUUUUUUUUUGUACUGCCAGCAUGUUUGUGUUCAGAGUUCAUGAGAUUCACUGCAGGAAAAGGUGCUUAAUGACUUGUCUGUUUUCAGUGAAUAACACUUCUUUUUUCAGUAAGCUAAUGCAUUUUCUCCAACAUCAUCAAAUAUUAACUAGUAGAUUAAGCUUUUGGAAAAAAACUUGGCAGGAUGGCUGAUUACUGGUGAAAGUAAAUAGUUUUACUAACUAAGGUUAAGUUUUCAAAGGAGAAAAUUAACCACUGGAAAAUCUAGAUUCAGUAUUUGAUUUUUCAACGUAAAUUUUAUGUAUAACUUCCUGUGAUACACACACACACACACACACACACACACACACACACACACACACACACACACACACACACACACACACACACACAUCCACACCUCAUGAUAGAUCAAUUGUUGUACCUGAUUCGAUUAUUAUUACCUAUAUGUGCCCUUUUUUAGUGUUGAAAAGCAUCAGGGUGCAUGUUCAUAAUUAUGUAUUUAUUUGUUUGGUUUCACAAGAAUGUGUACGGAUGUGAUAUCAUGAUGUAUUACAUAGUAGUUAAAGUAACUUAGUAAGUGGGAAUAGGUAGUACAGAGUAUUUAUAAUAACAAGGUUAUAUCAAUUAAAGAAAUGCCCUAUU